This is a messenger RNA of Micropterus salmoides (largemouth bass), 2550 nucleotides long. It is a transcript of the gene nr2e1, whose product is annotated as nuclear receptor subfamily 2, group E, member 1. The transcript has 9 exons. Gene Ontology annotation, molecular function: nuclear receptor activity; zinc ion binding; RNA polymerase II cis-regulatory region sequence-specific DNA binding. The record is from RefSeq and is a predicted model, not a curated record. The coding region runs from base 481 to 1674 and encodes 397 amino acids. Gene Ontology annotation, biological process: anatomical structure development; negative regulation of transcription by RNA polymerase II; cell differentiation. Lineage: Eukaryota; Metazoa; Chordata; Actinopteri; Centrarchiformes; Centrarchidae.
CCAGAAAGUCACAUCGUGUCGUGGUUUAACAAGCUUUCACCUGUCAGAAUAUUCGAAAAUUGAUUAUUCAAAUUUUUCCCCAACCGGUGUUGCGCCUUCGGAUGCGCUACAGGCAGCGUUUUUAUUACUCCAACUUUAUGCACCGGUUGGAGGGCUGCUGUCGCCGUUAACCGGUCGCUGUCCCGGGGCUGCAGUCCAGUUCUCCGCCAGUAGCCUACAGGGACCCUGCAUAUCUGAGGCGAAGAUUGUCUGACACAAUGUACAAUCGCGUGUCUUAAUUUGGGGUCGUCGAUCGGAGAUCUACUCUCUGUCAAGUUGGGCAACUCGGGAUACUGACCGGCCGAUCUCUUCGCUCCAGGAAAAGCCUUGAACGAAGGUGCUGCUGUUUCACGAACUGUAUUGUUUCUGUCAGCAAGAAUAAGAAGAGAAAGUGGACUUUUUGUUUUUUUAUUGUGAACUUUAUCAUAAAGUCGACUAUUCAUGAUGAGCAAACCCGCCGGCUCAACAAGUGGUUGUCUGGAUAUCCUGAAUGUCAAAUCAAGUCGGAUUCUGGACAUCCCAUGCAAAGUGUGUGGCGACCGCAGCUCAGGUAAACACUAUGGUGUUUACGCCUGUGACGGCUGCUCAGGAUUCUUCAAGAGGAGCAUCCGCAGAAACAGGACCUACGUCUGUAAAUCUGGCUCUCAGGGUGGAUGUCCCGUCGACAAAACUCACAGAAACCAGUGCCGAGCGUGCCGUUUGAAAAAGUGUCUGGAAGUGAACAUGAAUAAAGACGCUGUUCAACACGAGAGGGGGCCCCGGACGUCCACCAUCCGCAAACAAGUCGCUUUAUAUUUCCGGGGCCACAAAGAGGUGAACGGUUCAUCAACCCAUUUCCCGGGAUCCUCUCUGCCCGGCCCGCCCUUUUUCACCACGGUCACGCAACUGGAGCCUCAUAACCUUGACAUGAGCGCGGUAGCCACCACACCGGAAAGACAGGCCAUCGUGGGUCUGGCACAGCCCACCCCUAAGUAUCCCCAUGAAGUCAGCGGCACCCCCAUGUACCUCUACGAGGUGGCGACAGAGUCUGUGUGCGAGUCUGCGGCGCGCCUCCUUUUCAUGAGCAUCAAGUGGGCAAAAAGUGUUCCCGCAUUCUCCACGCUCCCCUUAUCUGACCAGCUGAUUCUGUUGGAGGAUGCUUGGAGGGAGUUAUUUGUUCUGGGCAUCGCGCAGUGGGCCAUUCCUGUGGACUCCUCUACUCUUCUUGCCGUUUCUGGAAUGAACACUGAAAACACAGAGUCUCAGCGGAUGAAUAAAGUCAUGUCUGAGAUACAAGCACUUCAGGAGGUGGUCACCAGAUUCAGACAGAUGCGUCUUGAUGCAACAGAGUUUGCCUGUUUGAAAUGCAUUGUGACAUUCAAAGCCGUUCCCACACAUGGCAACACUGAGUUAAGAAAUUUCCGCAACGCCAGCGCCAUCGCUGCACUACAAGACGAGGCACAGCUCACUCUCAACAGUUACAUACACACCAGGUACCCGACUCAGCCCUGUCGCUUCGGGAAGUUGCUCCUGCUCCUGCCAGCGCUCCGCUCGGUCAACCCGUCCACCAUAGAGGAGGUAUUCUUCAAGAAGACCAUCGGCAACGUGCCCAUCACCAGGCUCCUCUCCGACAUGUACAAGUCCAGCGAUAUAUGAAUUCCUGCCAUCUGUCCAGGCGCACGGAAAAGACUUGAGCUGAAGACCUAGAGACUCAGACAGAAUGUCAAAUCACAGCAGGUGUAACCAUGGGCUGAAUUUCUGCUGAGUACAAAAUCUCUUUAGGCCUAGGCUCCACUGAAACAAAGACUGCAAAACAGCCAGACUUCACCAAGUAUCCUGUUAACAGUUGCUCUAGUUAAGGAUUAGCAUGUAACUUUCAUUAUAGAAUUACCUGUAAGAUACUGCAAUCUCUGGUGUGGGCGCAGACAGCCUACAAUGUUUAAAAAUUGCCUAAAGACUCUGUAAAGCACCUGCCGAGUGUGUCUGACGAAGAAAUGUUAUAUAUUUAGAAGUUUUUUUCGAGUGUCUAUGAGACCAAUGAGCUUGACGACCAAUUCAGUCUUUUAUUGCUGUGUUCAAUCCCAGUGGAGGAAACCAAAAAAAGAUGAUGCAUGCAUAAUGGGGGGGAUGAGAAUCGCUGUCCCUCGAUCUGGUGCUGAAACCAAACGCACGGGGCAAUGAAGAAGAGGCGUCAACACUAUGAAGAAUUGGGAAGGGGGUGGGAGGGCUUUUAAAGGAUAUGCUUGCAUUGCCUCCUGACUGUAAAACUACAUUCAUCUGAAGAUGGCAUUUGUAUUUAAGUGGUUACUGUCCUGUUUGUGUCUGUGUGUCCUAUAUAAGGCGCGGCAUUAAAAAUGUUUAGGUCAACUUUGUGAAGUUAGACACUAACACUGGAUAAAAUAAUAUUCAGCACUUGGAAAUGUUUUUGUGGGGCUGUGAUGUUAUAUAUUUGGAGUUAUAACUAUUUAGAGUUGUAACCAAGAGAAUAAAAGACACAGAAUUAAACGGUUUUCAAAUAACCUAGUUAUAAAA